AACUCAGCCUUCAACCACAACAAAUCCAGCAACUCAACCGCCAGUGGCUGAUGACUCCGAAUCAACACCAGAGAUGGUUGCUGAGUUUGGCAAUCCCCGUGCCAGCGGUCCAAACACUGGAAUUGCCGCAAACCAGGCCUGGAUACUUCAAUAUUCAACUCUCCUGGCGGGUAACGUGAACAGAUUUGAGUUCAGAUCGGCAACUAACCUAGUGGUUGACCAGGAUACCCCAUUGGAGGUUCGCAUGCAAAUAUGGAGACCACUUUCCGGUCCUGGACAACGUAACAUCCUUAUAGGGGAAGAAAACGUUGCUGUGCGACAGCCUAACUUGCUUCACACGGUUUACCCAUCCAGAGAUGGAGGGAUCCAGGUUCUCGAGGGCGAUCUUUUAGGAUUCACCGAGCUUAGUCAAACUGGUGUCAUUGCCAGAAACAAUGACCUCAAAAGUCCCAGAAGCAAGACCCGGAUGUUUGACUACUCCAAUGAUGGGAAUGGGGAACCUCCUGUGUUGUAUAGGAACUAUUCGUUUGGACACUCACAGAGCCAACGCUUAUUCAGCAUUGCAGUUUUCAUUGAUGUUUAUUCAGACGACUCAUCUGGAGAUGGUGAAUAUGAUGUUGGUGUACUUGGGUUUGAAAGUCCUAAUGUUGAAGGAAAUCUGACCAAGCCUAAUGACAUUGAUACAUCACUUGGAUCAGACGAAAUACUUGGCUGCCACCUAUUUGAUUACAAGGGAGAACAGAAACGGCUAAAGAUCGUAAAGCUAGGUGACACUGAGGUGCUCAAUGAUGUCAUAUUUGACUCUAACGAUAUAGCUGAGGUACCUCAAGGGAACUUUACAUUAGUUGCUGAUAAGUAUAUUAUGAAUCCAAAAUCUGGGCUUUACAUACUGAACAUUGACACAUCAGAUGCUGGACGCUACCGCUGUUUGGAAUUGGAUUCUGAAACUGUUAUCACAGAUUAUAUAGCGAAUCUAGCUGUCAAAGCAUUUAGUUGCGACUUUGAGGUUAGCAGCUGUGGUCUCAACUUAAGCAGUCAUGGGUUCAAGUGGAAAAGAAACAAGGGGGAGACGCAAACAAGAGGUACAGGACCUAGUUGGGACCAUACCUCUGGAAACGGUUACUACUUAUACACGGAUGUCUCCCCUCCAGUAGAGUUUAACGACCAAACACAAGCAGUACUUAAUGUGAAGGGACAUAAUAACACUACAGAGGAUGGCAAACUGAUGUUUUUCUACCACGCUUUCGGACAAGACGUUGGAAAACUUGAUGUAAUGACCAACAGCUCUGAUCACCAAGUUGUUUCGAGGUUUCACGUAUUAGGUCCACAAGAAAACUCAGAUUGGAGAUAUGCUGAAAUUGAUAUUCCUGUUCAGGUUGCCAGAAGGGAUUUUGACAUCAUAUUUGAGGUGACACGCGGGAAGAGUUGGAAAGGUGAUGUUGCAAUUGAUGAUUUGAUGCUUGUGUUUGGAGAAGGAUACACGUCUUAUAGAAAAGAACGCAGAACUUCAAGGCCAUAUAUUCAAAGUGGUGGUGGAUUCUGGAUACCUUUCCCUAAAUCAUAUCUACCAGGAAACAACGACGUCAAAUUGACUAACAUGGCACGUUUGGGAUGCCUCCAAGCGUGCGUCCAAUAUGCUAAAUUCUAUUGCAAGUCGGUGGACUAUGUGCAAGAGACAAGCGAGUGCAUGCUAUCGAGCUCAAAUCACAAUGAUCCUAACACACCUUUUGCUCCGCAGUACCAUCCCUUCAUAGACUAUUACGAAAGACUUGAUGACGAGCCCACAACUUCAACAAUAACACCAACAGCUAUUGUAAAUACGCCCGCUUUUGACGACGUACCAGCGGGCGAACCAGUUUUUACCAAUGCACAAGACACAAUCUGUCAAAAUAUUACAAUAUUGGCAAUGGUGACAGAUACGUCAAUCGGUAGACCAGCUCAUAAUAUGACCAUGUCAAUUUACUAUAACCAUCAGAUGAGUGGUUGGACUCAUAUUCAUACUAGCAUUACCGAUACAAUGGGAAAAGCGGGAAUGAUGCUAGAAGGGGAUGCUGUAAGGUAUGGCGCCUACAAGGCACAACUGCACUCCGCAUCCUAUUUCGCAAAGCUUGGAGGGAAGAAACCAGGGUUUCCCUAUAUUGAGAUAAUUUGGGAAUUAUCUAGUGAUCUCAAACCACUUUAUUACUUCCCUGUCUUAGUGAAUCCUUAUAGUUACACUGUGUCUUCGUCAGAUAUGAUGGACUUAAUGGAUGAAGCUCAAACUAUGUUUUCACUAUGAAAAUCAAAAGAGGACCAAUUGUCAUAAAAUACGAUAUGGAGGACUAUGAAAUACAGAGCUAUGCAAUAAUUGAUCCUUGAGCAGAUGUAACCAUCUUGGUACUCAGAGAAAAAAGACUUAACCAAUAGUUGUUGUUAAAGUUUGCUCGGCUCGACCAGGAUGUAUUUAUCAUUAAUCAUGUUUAUUAUUUAUCAUUAAUCAUGUCAUAUAUGUAUGUAUGUAUAUAUAUUUAUUAAAGUGCCUCGUAUAGUAUACCCAGCCUAUUUUAAGCUUAUGGGGCACAUUGCACAAUAUAUUUGAAAACAAUAUUAUGAUAAGAUUAUUAAUUGAAGCUUGCUCUUUUGAUAGCAGCAUUCAGGAAUUUUCCAGUAUGGCGCACUAAUCUAAAAUCACGUAACAAAAGUUUUAAAAGUUCAUCAUCUAUGAUAAGUACUUGUUUUUGUAGACAACAGACAAAAAUAAUUCAUUUUGUAAAUUGUUAUGUGAUGGGCAUAUCAUGUUUAUCA
This is a messenger RNA of Owenia fusiformis, 2784 nucleotides long. Lineage: Eukaryota; Metazoa; Annelida; Polychaeta; Sabellida; Oweniidae. The record is from the annotation of a GenBank genome assembly.